AUGAGCAGAUUUGGAUGGGCUUCGUUCUUCUCGAAGUUUGUGGUAGAUCCUGCAGAUAACCAGUUCACAUUGCAAUAUGUCACCGUUGUCGGUGUUAUGAUGCAGUACAUUUCAUUCAUUUCAGCCAUAAUUUACGAAUGGGUAUUUUCAAUCUCCCACUCCACUGAGAUUUCAAAAAGUUUGAAUGAACUUGGCUUGCUGGCUGAUAAGCAUAGAGAAUGUGUCAAAUCUUAUCCAUAUACUGUUUGUAUUAUUUUUGCAGCGAUGAUAAUAGAGAUGAGCUCUCUUUACAUUUUAGAUAGAGUCGUUAAAUCUAUUACCACUGACGGAGCUUUCGUGCUGGAAAUCAUCUACAUCUUUUUGACCGAAUCACUGGCAUUAUCAACAGGCAAGUUAGUAAGAACUAAGCCCAUUGUAAAUAUUUCCAAUCCAUCUGUGUUUCCCCAGCUGUCGUUGGAUAUAACCGAUGAUUUUAUUCUUAUUUUUGUGACAGUCUAUAUUCCAAUAUUGCUUAAAAUGAGGCCAUUUGUCCAAGCGGCAUUCCUGGCAGAAGUACUAAAAAUACUUGCAGAUUUUUCCAUUCUUAUCUUCCUAAACAAUGAAGAUGUGAUUGCGCCGAAGAAGAGUGCUGUAUUUCUGGAUUGGGAGCCACUUGGCGAAGAUCUUACAAAGCAGCUACUGAAUCUAUUUUCAAAGGUAGAAUUUAAUAAAGAUAACUGUAGAGUUAUCUUCUCAUUGGAGAAGUACAUCAAUCUCAGCUCUAGGACUAUUGAAAUACCGCCCGAAGCACUGCACUUCUAUGGCAAAGACGCUUUGGUAGGAUACGUAGCCUUUGUCUUGGCGGAAAUAGAGAAUGGAACCACACAAACACUUAUAAGCGCCACGAUUAUGUCGAGGAUUGCCAUCAUUGUAGUACUAUCACUACUAGUUCGUAAAGCUCUAACUCUGGAAAAACCGCUUCUUGAAAUUAUCAAAGCUGUUAGGAUUGCCAGAAUCUUGGAGUUUUCCCUAAAUUUACUAGUUAAUAUUAUAUCAAGGAGAUUAGAGCUUGCUUGCGACAGAUUUGUUGUAGACCAGGGACUGAAGGACAAUCUUCUGGAAUAUAUUAAAAAGAUAGACCAAGACCCCGAGAUAGAAUUUAGUUCAUAUUUUACAGAAGCGAUGACUAUAUUUUCACAAAGGAACUGCUUGAAGGAUCGAAUGCAUACAAUACUGCAGUUGCAAUAG
Messenger RNA from Vittaforma corneae ATCC 50505, 1227 nucleotides. RefSeq lists its product as uncharacterized. The record is from RefSeq and is a predicted model, not a curated record. The coding region runs from base 1 to 1227 and encodes 408 amino acids. The transcript has a single exon. NCBI's taxonomy places the organism in Eukaryota, Fungi, Microsporidia, Nosematidae.